Paramecium tetraurelia is the source of this 2199-nucleotide messenger RNA. RefSeq lists its product as uncharacterized. The record is from RefSeq and is a predicted model, not a curated record. Gene Ontology annotation, cellular component: plasma membrane. The transcript has 5 exons. Lineage: Eukaryota; Ciliophora; Oligohymenophorea; Peniculida; Parameciidae. Gene Ontology annotation, molecular function: calcium-activated cation channel activity.
AUGGAUUAUAACCCUUUGAAAAUGCCAUGUGAUUGGAAUGUAGCCAGAAAACAUGCAUUAGCCAGAAGGACUGCUCCAGACACUAAGGUUCAUCAUGACGAUGAUGAUGAUGAGGAGCCAAGAAAACCUGAAACAUGUCCUUGUUGUGGUUUCGAAAUAGAGAGGAAGGAAAUACCAUAUUGUGAUGAUAUCAAAUCACUCAAAUUCUUGGGAGCAGGAUUUCCAUUAUUUUAUAAUUUUUUGAAAUUUUGCAUCCUGUUAUUAUGUUUGCAAAGCCUUGUAGCCAUUUUCAAUGUGUUGAGCAAUUAUCAUGGUGAAUUUUGCCAGUAACAAACCUUGAAUCCAAUUUCAUAGUAAAUGGAACCUAAUUGUCAAGAAUCCAUCUUCCUGUAAUUGUCAAUAGCCAAUAAACUAAACAAUUCAGAAGUUGUGGUAUUCAUCCAAAAGGCCAAUCUCAUCAUGCUUAUUAUAAUGAUCAUUCUACUGUAACUUUUUAGGAGACAUCAAAAAAAAUUAGAUAAUCAAAUAGAUGAAUCCUAAUUAACACCAAGUGAUUAUACAAUUAUGGUUACGAAUAUUCCAAAAACCUUGAAUGUCAAUUAUCGAUGGGAAUUGACUAAUUUAUUUUAAAAUUAUGCGGUUUCAGAUAAUAACUUUUAAAUAACAGUAACGAAAGUUGUGUUGGUUUAUAAUAUUACAGAGAUAUUAGCAGAAGAAGCAAAAAUCUAGACUACAUUGUAGAAGAAAAAGAUUUCAUUAUAAACAUCAAAUAUGAAUUAUGAUAGUCAAGAUGUGAGAGAUUGUGAAAUCGAAAUUGAAACUUCGCAAAAGAGGAUCAAGGAUUUAUAAGAUGAGUACUUUUGGACUAAUAGGUAAUUCAGUGGCAUAGCUUUGGUUUCUUUUGAGAGUGAGAAGAUGAAAGACUUAAUACUUAGCUAAAAUACACAUACUCUUUUUGAUAAAGUGAAGACCUUUUUAUAUUCAGGCAAAACUCCUGGCUUAGAUGAAAUGGAACUUUAAUGGCAAUCUUAAAAGCUAUUUCUUGAAUAAGCACCCGAACCUAAUGAUAUUUUGUGGGAGAAUUUGGCCACUUUAACUCAGGAUAAGAUAAUUGCCAGAAUCAAAGGGUUCUUCAUUACACUGGUUUUUCAAGGAAUUACAUACUUGAUUAUUUAUUAUCUAUCAAUCAGGUGCAUUCGAUUAGUCCAAAAUGAAGAACUAGAAAAAAGAAGGAUCGGAGUAGAUGAUAAAGAGAAAAUAAAGAAGAUUUAAAUAAUAUCAUUUACUAUAGCCUCAACGAUAGUUCUGGUCAAUAAAUUAUUGAUUGAACCUCUAAUGAAGUGGAUCACGAAGGUAGAAAAAAUAUCAACCAAUACCAAAUUUCAAAUCUCUUAUGCCAAUAAGUUAAUUAUUGCUUUAUUUGUCAAUGCUGCUAUAGUUAGCUAUGUUAUUGAUAUCUUGAUAUUUAGUAAUGUAUAUGGCUUUGGUGGAUUCAUGUAUAAUGAAACUCUAAUUUUUAUCAUGAAUGCUGCAAUAGCACCAUUAAUUUGGCUGAUUGAUCCUAUGUCCUUGUUUAGAAAAUUGCAGAGAGACCACUCAGUUUCAAAGGGUAAUGAUAGCUUACUAACGUAAAGGGAGGCAAAUGAAAUCAUGGAAUAAAUUGAUUAUCAAUUGGCCAUGAGAUAUGCAGACAUAAUCAAAACUAUGUGGCUCACAUUCUUCUUUGGUACUGCUAUACCUCUAGGUGUAUUCAGUUCCUUAAUUGGUCUAAGUUUAUUUUACCUCAUUGAUAAGUAUAACCUACUACGAAGGAGAACUGUGAAGGAAAAUAUAUCCUAAUAAUUAUCAUGGCAAAUGAUAAAUAUGUUAGAAUUCGUUGUCCUAUUUAAUCCUUUGGGUAAUACAGCAGUCUCAAUGUUUCUAAAUUAAAAGUUUGAUAUUUAUUCUGCUAUUGGAGUGAUCAUUGGAUUAAGUUUUCAAUUCUUACCAAUACAUCGUUGUGUAGAUGCCAUGUUUCCAGUCAAGAACUUUGAAGAUCCUGUCUCAUAUAAAAAGGCAUAGAUUGAGUUCGAUACUGACUAUGAUAGGGAGAACCCAGUAACAAAAGAAAAAGCAAUUGCUGAGUAUUCUUUGUAGUUGCAAGGAAUCACUCAAGAGAAGAAGGUUGAAUAUUAAAUCAUGCAUGAAGAUCAUUAUUGA